This is a messenger RNA of Mytilinidion resinicola, 1580 nucleotides long. RefSeq names its product 60S ribosomal protein-like protein L3. Gene Ontology annotation, biological process: ribosomal large subunit assembly; translation. The transcript is spliced from 4 exons. Gene Ontology annotation, cellular component: ribosome; cytosolic large ribosomal subunit. The record is from RefSeq and is a predicted model, not a curated record. Gene Ontology annotation, molecular function: structural constituent of ribosome; RNA binding. The coding region runs from base 1 to 1179 and encodes 392 amino acids. Lineage: Eukaryota; Fungi; Ascomycota; Dothideomycetes; Mytilinidiales; Mytilinidiaceae.
AUGUCUCACCGGAAGUUCGAGGCUCCCCGCCACGGAUCGCUGGCAUUCUUGCCCCGCAAGCGGGCCGCCAGACAUCGCGGCAAGGUCAAGAGCUUCCCCAAGGAUGACCCGAAGAAGCCCGUCCACCUCACUGCCGCCCUGGGCUACAAGGCUGGCAUGAGCACCAUCGUGCGUGACUUGGACCGACCCGGUGCCAAGUUGCACAAGAAGGAAAUCGUCGAGGCCGUUACCAUCAUCGAGACCCCUCCCAUGAUCGUCAUUGGUCUUGUCGGCUACAUCGAGACCCCCCGCGGCCUGCGUUCCCUCACCACCGUGUGGAGCGAGCAUCUCAGCGACGAGAUCAAGCGGAGAUUCUACAAGAACUGGUACAAGAGCAAGCAAAAGGCUUUCAAGAAGUACGCCAAGAAGUACUCGGAGAACAGCGGCCAGUCCAUCACGCGCGAGCUCGAGCGCAUCAAGAAGUACUGCACUGUCGUCCGCGUGCUCGCCCACACCCAGAUCCACAAGACCCCGCUCAAGCAGAAGAAGGCCCACUUGAUGGAGAUCCAGGUCAACGGUGGCAGCAUCGCUGACAAGGUCUCUUUCGGCCACGGACUCUUCGAGAAGCCCGUCGCCAUCGACUCCAUCUUCGAGCAGGACGAGAUGAUUGACGUUAUCGCCGUCACCAAGGGCCACGGAUACAGUGGUGUGACCAGCCGUUGGGGAACCAAGAAGCUUCCUCGCAAGACGCACAAGGGUCUGCGAAAGGUUGCCUGUAUCGGCGCGUGGCAUCCCAGCCACGUGCAGUGGACUGUUGCCCGCGCCGGUCAGCGGGGUUACCAUCACCGUACGUCGGUCAACCACAAGAUCUACCGCAUUGGCAAGGGCGAGGACGAGGGCAACGCGUCGACCGAGUUCGACGUGUCCAAGAAGACCAUCACCCCUAUGGGUGGCUUCGUCCGCUACGGUGAGGUCAAGAACGACUUCCUGCUGCUCAAGGGCUCGUGCCCGGGUGUGAAGAAGCGGGUCAUGACUAUCCGCAAGUCAAUGUUCACACACACGAGCAGGAGGGCGCUAGAGAAGGUCGACCUGAAGUGGAUCGACACAUCGUCCAAGUUUGGACACGGUGCAUACCAGACUUUCGCGGAGAAGAAGCAGUACCUGGGAACUCUCAAGAAGGACCUCGCCCCUGCUGCGUAAGUUGGUGGUUCUGUUCUGGAUGUGUGCAUUUCAAGGUUCCGUGGAGGGUAGCUCUGGCGUUGUCUUCCUCUCACUUUCGACUAAAACCUCAAUGGAAAAGUUGAACGAUUGUGUUCAUGCCACGAUAUGAUGCUGCGUAUGCUCUACUUGGGGUGCUUCAAAGCCUGCAGAACAUGUUGGCAGACGUGUGAUAUAUCUUCUGACGGUUCGAACGGUAAGGAUCUUGCAGCCUUACUCAGAUUCUAAGGAGUGAUAUACCCUAAAUAGUGGCAAUCAAGUGUCAUUGGGUCGACAAUUACUAUCGCAGACGUUAUGCUGGGAGCACUUUGAAUGAUCACGCGGUGCUUUCUCACUGGGCGGAAAUGCAUGACGAUGUGAUUUGGGAGAAUAAUGAAAUAACC